AUUUUUAUAAACAAAGAGAAAAUUUUGGAUGCGUCUUUCACUCUCUUUGUGAUUUCUUUGAAUACGCCAAUUUUUUGUUAAUCAUUCUCAGAUCACCAUGGCAAAAAGCUCCUUCAAAUUGGAACACCCGCUUGAGAGGCGACAGGCUGAAGCUGCUCGUAUCAGGGAGAAGUACCCUGAUAGAAUACCGGUGAUUGUUGAGAAAGCUGAAAGAAGUGACAUCCCUGACAUUGACAAGAAAAAGUAUUUGGUUCCCGCAGAUCUGACUGUUGGCCAAUUUGUGUAUGUUGUUCGCAAGAGGAUUAAGCUCAGCGCUGAGAAGGCUAUUUUUAUCUUUGUGAAGAAUAUCCUCCCCCCUACAGCUGCCAUGAUGUCUGCCAUUUAUGAGGAACACAAGGAUGAGGAUGGCUUCCUGUACAUGACCUACAGUGGCGAGAAUACCUUCGGAUCCUGUUUCUCUGAAUCUUCAGAAUCAAGCCGAUUCGUCUGCAAUGGCGACGUUUGUGUUCUUCGCGAUCACAACAAAGUCACUGAUCAAAAGAAGAAGAAGAAGAUAAGCUUGAGGAUCCCUUUUUCUCCGCGUAAAUAGUGAAAAAACGAACGAGUGAAUGUAUUACUUUCAAAUCGAGAUAGAUCAAUUGUUUUUUCUUUCAUAUAUGUGAAAAAUGGCUCUGUUUCUGAUCUUGUACAACAAGAUUUCUGGCUGAAGGUUGAAUUACCGCAACGUAG
Solanum stenotomum is the source of this 729-nucleotide messenger RNA. Its product is annotated as autophagy-related protein 8C-like. Lineage: Eukaryota; Viridiplantae; Streptophyta; Magnoliopsida; Solanales; Solanaceae. The record is from RefSeq and is a predicted model, not a curated record. The transcript is spliced from 7 exons. The coding region runs from base 98 to 589 and encodes 163 amino acids. Gene Ontology annotation, biological process: cellular response to nitrogen starvation.